Molecule: messenger RNA, 2718 nt
Organism: Tetrahymena thermophila SB210
Lineage: Eukaryota; Ciliophora; Oligohymenophorea; Hymenostomatida; Tetrahymenidae
Exons: 3
Source: RefSeq, a predicted model, not a curated record
AUGAGUUAAGUGAAAGAGGAAAAAUAAAUUAGAAAGCAAAUUGAUGGUCUCUCUUUUGUGAAAUUUGAAUGGAAAGGUGCUAAAUUUAACUUGUAGAAGUGUACAUUAUUUGAACCUGUUUACAUCUUUGCAAAUAGGCUGUUUGAGAGGGAGGAUAAAAUCUUUAAAGUAGAUUAAGAAAAUAUCGAAAACACAUAAAAAUUAUUUUAGAAACACUCGGAUUAAUUAAGAUUGUUGUAGGAUUUUAAAGAAUACUUGCUUAGCGAUAAAGAGUAUAUCCAUGAGUUUGUAUAACAAAAAAGAAAACAAAAGGAUAAUAUCAAUGUAGUAAAUCCACUGUAAGAAUAGGAAGAAUAAAAAUAAGACAUGCAUUAGAGUAAAUUAGCAGAUAAUUAGUAAUUUAAAGAGGAUUUAAGUAAAUAAGUCGACAUGGAUAAUUUAAUACUUGUGAUAAAUGAGUAAUCAGACAACAAAUUGGAGAAAAUUAAAUAAGAUAUUCACUAACAUCCAGACUUAAAAAAUGUUAUUAACAUGUCCCAUUUUAUGAACAUGAAUAAAUUUGGUUCCUAUAAGGACUUUUCUACAUAUUUAAAUUCACAACUUGAAGAUCUGGAAACAUAUUAUGAAUAGAAAUAGUAAACAAAAGAACUAAAAAAUUUGCAUUCAAAUAAAGAAUAUAUAUAAAGAGCUCUAUAAGGAUAAACAAAAAUAAUACUUUUUAAAGAAUAUAAAUAUAAUACUUUAUAUAUUGAUGAGAUGGAUAUCGAUGUUCCCUUUUAUUAGAAUCCAUAAAUUAUUUUUGUAUAUUACGCAAUUGCUGCUAAAGACAUACCAGACUUUAAUGAGAUUGCUAAUCGUCUGCAUUACUACCAUAAAUCUUCUCCUUAUAGUAUAUUCUCUAAUAUUUAAGAAAGGUUAAAGCAGAUUACUUUUAACACUAUUAAGGAUGCAAUUAGGUUAUCUCUUACUAAGGAUCUUUAAGACAAAAAAUACUCUGACGAGGAUGGAAUACAUUAAAUUUAACCUUCAGAGUACUAAGAGAAAAAGCUUGACAUGUGGAAUUCUUAAGAAGAUUGUGAGAAUUUGGUCUAUAAAAAUAUUUGCUCAUAUGGAUUACUGCCCGUUAAUGUGUAUUUGAAUAAUCAAGAUAUGACAAAAACAUAAAAUAUAAGACAAAAAGUACUAAAUGCAAUAUUUAAAAAAUUUAAGAGUAUGCCAUACCCUCCAGGAUUUCAUAUAAAUAUUUAAGUAAUGGAUAAAUUUUAUUCUUAUACAAGAAAUUCACUUUUUAAUUGUUAUGAUACGGAGUACAAAGAGAAAUUUUUGUCUUACUACUACACAAAAAUAAGAGUCCUUGAUUUCUUUCCUUUGGAUUAAUGGGUUGAGAAAUUAGCAGCUCAUUUUAAAAACAAUAUAAUCCCUUAAAUGAAAACAUAUUUUUAGAAGGUAAAGGGAUAAUUUUUUAGUUAAGUGGAUAAUAAUUAUGAAAAUAAAGAAUUAUCAAAUAAUGUCAGACACUAUUAUUUGAAGGAGAUUAUGAAUUAGACUGAUACAAUUUAGAUGAUCAAAGAUAUUAGUUACUAAUUUUUAAAAGAAUAUUUUUCAGAACUCAAAGUUUUUUAGAAAUGGUCUUAAAUUUUAACAGAUUCAGAAAGCCCUUAUAGAUUAACAGAUAACAAUUGCCAAACUGGAAUUUCAGAAUUAGUUAAUUAUCUAACUAAUGUUUUUGAAGAACACUACGAAAGCUGCGAUGAAGCUUACAAUUUAAGUGAAUUCAUAUACAAUUUAAAGAGCAAAUACUUAACGGUUUCAUAGAUUUCUUAAGACUUUAAAGAAAAAUGCUAGUCUUGGCUUAAUUUUGAGAGACCCUUUACAAAUUCUAUUUAUAAUUUAUAGUCAAUAAAUAUUAAUGAGCUUAUAUAACAGGAAGAUUAUAUUAAGUUAAUAAACGAUGAUCUCCUUAAAAAAUACCAACGAUUUUCUAGUAGUAUUAACAAAGAUUAUUUAGAUAUAUUUAUGGAACCUUUAAUUUUUGAAACACCUAUUCCAAAAUAUAAGUAUUUCUGUGAAAAAGCACAUAAAUAAUAUAUAGAAUUAAUUUAAGAUAAUGAAAGCCACAUAGAAAAAUUUUUUAAAGUAGCAGAAGAGUUUUUAGAGUGUUAAGAUUCUACAGCCGAAGAUAAAAUAUAAUUUGAUCACAUAAAAGAAAAGUUAGCAAGAGUGAUGUUUGAAAAAAAUUCAAAAUAGGCCUUGAUUGAAGAUUUUAAUAAAACUCAUAACAUAAUUAUUAAUCUCAUUAAAUUAGCUUAAAAUAAAAAAUAUGGUUUUUAAAAUGAAAUAAAUGAAGAAUAUACUUAAACAGCAUCAUCUACUUAGCUCUUAAACAUAAUUUCUGUCCUUACAUCUGUCUAUGAUAGCUGGUAUUUUUCAAGAAAAGGCAGAGUCAAUCUCUCAUAAGAUAAAGAUCCUAAACGAAAAUAUAAAAAAUAAUAUCAAGUAAAAGAUAUUCUAAAUGAAUUAUCAUAUUACUAUUAUAAUUCUGUAAGAUUAGCAAAUGAAGUAUUAUUUAAUAGCAAUGAUUAAUUUUCUGUAAUAGGUCAUUUGCUUAUAAAAAAUCCAGCCAAAUAAGUUGAUUCUAUUUAUAAAAAAUAAUCCUAUAAUAAAAGUCAAAUAAAAAAAACAAACGAAUCUCUUAAUAGUAAAACUGAAAAUUAAUGA